UAACACCGAUGACGUCGUGUGGAUAGCGUCAUCAUCAACCAUGUGGCGACCAGUGUAUGUUUUGUCCUUGUGUGUAGUUGCAUUUAUUUGUGUACUUCAUUUAAUUACAAGUGCUGAUGCAAUUUCAUGUCAUAUUUGCAAUUCCAACGCCAACAAAACAUGCAAUAAGAAGUUGUUUGCAAACUUCAGCAAAGUGUGUUCCUCCAACGCCAUAGGCUGCAGAAAACUCCUGACGGAGGAUGAACUCUAUGGUUUUCUAGUUGUGAGGAGUUGCUAUAACAACACAUAUAAAAAUCAUACAGCUCUGUUUGGACAGUUCACCCGGGAUUCCUGCACCGAGUCCUACAAUUCCGUGGAAUGUAUCUGUGACACGGACAACUGUAAUGACGCCACGUUCCCAUGGCAACACCCAGGAAUACUUUUGACAUUGACAGCGGGCAUUUUCUUGUCAAAGCUGGUAUAGAAAGAUUAUGUAAAAUGCAUGAUUGAUAUCUUUAGAAAAAUUUCAAAUAUAGCUGGGUUAGUUGAAAA
This is a messenger RNA of Saccostrea echinata, 531 nucleotides long. RefSeq lists its product as uncharacterized. Gene Ontology annotation, biological process: positive regulation of voltage-gated potassium channel activity; sleep; regulation of synaptic transmission, cholinergic. Bases 41 to 463 code for a protein of 140 amino acids. The record is from RefSeq and is a predicted model, not a curated record. NCBI's taxonomy places the organism in Eukaryota, Metazoa, Mollusca, Bivalvia, Ostreida, Ostreidae. The transcript is spliced from 3 exons.